CAUUCAUUUCAUCUUCCUCUCCGUCUCUCCCUCCAGGACCUGCUCUCUCCCCCCCAAGUUCCCAACAAGGCAGCGAACGCAGAAAAGGGAGGAGUUCUCGGGUCCGAUGGGUUCCGGCGGCAGCCGUCUCGGCGCGCGUCCUCAUCGGCCCGCUCGCAGCCGCACCGUCAAACGAGCCCUUUCCUCCCUUUUCAUCUGCGGUGCUUCUUCUUCCCAGUUACCCCUUGAUCAUCAGAUAGGUGAUCAUUCAGCUAAGUUACUGGUUAGUUCUGGAAAACAGAUUAGGACGAACACAGUUACAACCCCUAGGAAGGAUACCAUUGCUGGGUUAACUUGCUCUAAGAUUGAAAUUGGAGUUUCAUCUAGUGGCACUGUGGUUGAAGAUGGUCAGAGUAACGUACCUGAAGAUAUUCCAAGCAAUUCUAAUGGCAGUUAUGCAGGGAAAAGUUUUAUUGAGAAUGACUAUGAGAAUAAGGACGUAGUAGCUCCCAGUAGAAUUGGUGGUCAUAGUUGUCAUUCUACACAAGACGACCAACCUUUUCCAACCUCUCCAUGUAGAACGGAAAGUAUGGAUGACUCUGAAAUAGAUAGUACAAUGGACGACGAAGGGUCGCCCGUUUUUGCUGUGUCUACCCAAUUUACCAGUCCAUCCCCUGGAAUUUUAGAUUCUCCAUCAACUGAAGAUUUACUUGGAGAUCAUGCAGAUGAACUUACCAUGUUUAGUGAUUGUGAUUCUGCCACUGUAUCUGUCAUAAUGGAUUCUCCAGUUACCUCUAAUUCUUCCAGAGAUGACCUUUUUCUGCAGACAGCUCCGUCGUGUCCAGAGUUGCUGGUAUCAGAGAGGGAACGGCACUGGAGGCAUCGAAGUAUGCUUCAUGUUGAUUCUGAGAACCUUUCUUCAAGCAGUUCUAUUGAGAGAAGAGUUCAUGAAUCAAGGCUCAACGAUAGAAGACUAUUUUGGGAUGCAUUUUCCAGGAGGAGCCCAGGCAGUUUUGCUGAUUCAAGGAACUAUGUAUUUUCAAAUGAUGAUUUAGAUGAUCUAGGGUCUCAAGAGAUCUGGCCUCGUGACCUUGGUGGGGGCUCUUUUAGUAAUAGGGUUGGAGUGAAUUACAGGUCUCACCAGAGUCAAACUCAAUCUCGUGGUUACAACGAUGAACAUCAUUUAAGAUCAGAGAUUCUAGAAAGACUCGGUGAAACUAUUGCUAGUGAUCACACAACCUCGAAUUGUCCAGCAGGUAUUCACCUUAAUGGCACAUGUAUGUGUGAGUCAAUCUUGAUGGCUAAUGAGUCGGGAUCCAGAGCAAGUAUUUCACGUAUCGUCAUGCUUGCUGAAGCAUUAUUUGAGGUACUGGAUGAAAUACAUCAGCAACCGAUGACCCUCCCUUUAUCUAUGCCUUCACUUCCAGCACCGGAAUCAACUGUUGAUUCUUUGCCCAUAAAGAAUCAUAUAAAGAAGGAUGGACCUUCUGAUGGAAAUGAUGUAACGAACUGCUACAUAUGUUUGGCCGAGUACGAGGAAGGAGAUAAGAUACGAGUGCUACCAUGUCACCACGAGUUUCACAUGUUGUGCGUUGAUAAAUGGCUAAAAGAGAUCCACGGCGUGUGCCCACUUUGUCGUGGAGAUGUUCAACAAGGUUUUGUGUAAGAUGUUGCUGUAAUAAACUCAGAUAUCUUUUCCCUCUAAGCUUUAAUGCUUAUCGGGCACGGAAGCAUAUGGAAAUUAUGGUUCCAUUUAGGUGGUAUUGUCACCAUAGUGAGCGAAAUAUAUCUUUGCCUCUUCUUGUCAUGAGGACACAAGAUGAUGUAAUUUUUGGAUUAAAAUCAAAGUUUUGUGCUUGUCAAAAAAAAAAAAACCUUGUACAUAACAAAUGUAUGUAGGUCGGUUGCAGAUAUGAGAUCUCUUAGCUAGAGUUAGAAGAAGACACACACUAUUAGCCUCAAUAGAGAGAGCAUGUGCACCUUCUCUUUUAUAUCUGGUAUCAUUGUAAAAAUGAUCUUGUAACAAAAACAUGAGUAAUAG
Cuscuta campestris is the source of this 2020-nucleotide messenger RNA. The record is from the annotation of a GenBank genome assembly. Lineage: Eukaryota; Viridiplantae; Streptophyta; Magnoliopsida; Solanales; Convolvulaceae.